Molecule: messenger RNA, 1170 nt
Organism: Cutaneotrichosporon cavernicola
Lineage: Eukaryota; Fungi; Basidiomycota; Tremellomycetes; Trichosporonales; Trichosporonaceae
Exons: 2
Coding region: 1-1170 (389 amino acids)
Source: RefSeq, a predicted model, not a curated record
AUGGACAUCGACAAAGAGAAGCCUCCACUUCCCGAAUUCUGGAUCGACGAUAGCGUCUACCCUCACAUCACCGACAAUGUCCUGCGUUGGUCUUCGUGGGAGACACUUUGUGCCUUCCGGUGCGCAUCCGAAUCCCACCUCGCACGCGUCGAUGCACUCAUGGGGGAGCAUGUCGUCCUGGCAUGCGACACGCCGCCGCGAAUGAACGUGACGUCGCCAUAUGGACGUAUCCCCGGAAUGCGCGACAGACACUACAUGGACUGGGCGAAGCCGGGUGGAAAGCGCAACGGGUCGGCUCUGGAGCGCUCGAAGCAGCUGAUGAAGCACACGCGCGUCGUCGACCUCAUCGGUACUGGGGACCUGUCGCUGAUACCCAUCUCGAACUCGCUUACGGGUGUCCGCGUCCUCCGCGUCCGGCCGGACCAGGAUAACGUCCAGGUGUACAAGACACACAUCAUGGCUGCGAAGAUGGUCGUGUUUGGCGAUGUUGGCGCAUCACCUGUUUUGUUUGGCGACUUCCGCACAGUCGUCCCGGCCGGCGUGAAUAAACUUGUCAUCAACAUCCGAUAUCAUCCUGCGCAGGACGGCGAGGUGCGGUUCCCCGUUAUCAUUGAGCUGUUCCCGCCUGAUCUCCCGGAGGUGGUGGUGUAUAUCGUCGAACCACGAUGGAUCAACACGCAUCCACCAUGGGACCGCGAGCGUUUGCAGCGCCAGCGCUGGAAUUCGAUGUCGUCCAGCCUCGCGGGCAUGCUCCUGCGCACGCGCCGGCGCGAUCUGCGCGUCACCAUCGUCGGGUUACGCAGCGUCCACCCUGGCUGGGUGGAACAUCACGUGGAUAGCGUGUCCCAGCUCGAGGGCCGGCUGCUCCACGACGUCGAAACCUCGCUGCGAGAGGAACUCCGCCGCCGUCGCGGUCAUGAUGCUGGCGUGGAGCGAUCUUCGGAAGGAAACGCGCGAGACGACGCGAAAGAUCUUCGCGAGUGGCCGUUCCCUGACGCCUCCACGGCUGUACAGAACAUCGUGUUCAGCACGCGUGAGGCAUACGCUGCAACACUUGACCCGUACGAGCACCUUCUAGAGACGGCCGAGGUGCUCGAGAGCGACAAGCGCGAUCCGCCUCUCAGGGAGAAGUGGCCGAAGAACGAGAUCAUGGGGUUUGUUGGUAAUUGA